GCAGAAUUUAAUCUCGUUUUUCAGAAGCUAGCUACUACCUAGCUGUACGACCUCAUAUUACACUUGGAACAUGCCCGAGCCAACGCUUCCUCCCACGGCGCCGCCAACAACCAGUACGGCGACCUCCACCAACUCUAUGUUUGAUGCCACAUCGACGUCGCAGGAUAUCUCGUACGUCAAGUCCCAAUGCGCAAACAACACGACUGUGCCUCCGUCGAUGUCGUCGCUCUGUUGCGAUACCAGCGCAUCUUUCGUGGAGGUUUGUGUUGGUUUCGCCAACGCGAUUGCAUCCUCAUCCUCCGUCGAGACGAAAUGGGUUGUGUCAUCGCUGUCCGUCGUCGGUAAACGCGGCGGCAACUCCCCGCUACCACCCUUCAACCUCAGUCCUUGGCGAACCCUUGCUUUCUCUCGCAUGUACAACCUCUGCGCACCCGUCCAUUCAGUGCGAUCUUACAAGUCGUCAUGUAGCGACAUUCGGUCCGUGGAUGUAGGCAGCCUGGUGGCAUCGAGCCUCAACUACACUGCGCUCACCUCGUUGUACGUCGUUCGUCCAUCGACUACUACAUACACCAAUUGCCUCACGCUUGCUUCCUGGAACAGACAUGUCAUUGGUUGCCAGCUGCCAUCGCUGGACAUUCCGUCGCCGUCGACGCUGCAACACAUCGACUUGAGCUUGAACCACAUGACAUCGUUCCCUGGAUCUCUCUUCCAAACGUCGUCCCUUGUGAGUGUCAAUCUCACCGGGAAUAACUUUCCCAAAUCUAUCGCUGUCGUCGCGCAAGCAUGCAUCCACCUGCAGAUGCUGUCCACUACUAGCGUCCUUAGUGGCGUCGCCAUUCAAUGUCCGACGGCGUGCCCCGCAGUGGCCACGUGCGUGAGCGUGGAACUGCCCAUCACGGCGGCAUCGGUAGCUACCUCAAAUAACGCUGUCACAGACGAAGACACGUCCAGCCCCAUCCUUGUGGUCGCGGCGGCAGUGGCCGUGUUGCUCUUGGUCAUUGCCGUGAUUGUGUGCUGCCGGCGUCGGAUACUCGUUCGAGAGCAACGACGGCAGCAACUGUCGACCGUCAGUCACCACUUUAUGCUCACCCGCGCACCAUCCCAGAGCACGCGCGACAGUGAUAACUCGUUUGUAUUUCUCGACACGGGGCGUGCUGACAUUGUCUUGCUUGACCACUCGACCGCCACGACAGCGAUGCCCCGCCCGUCCCCCCAGACCACAUCCACAGGCAUCGACGACGACGACGACGAUACAAACGUUCUCCUGGCGUCCGCUCGGCAGCUCUCGCGCGCCUUUUCCAAGUCGCUUCGUCCUCGGGAAGGUGUUGGCGGCAUCAUAAACAAGCCGCCCCUUCCGCCGCCUCCUUCCUUGCACGCCCUGCCCAUCGCGUCGUGCCUUCCCAUCUUACCCGCGUCCGACAUCUUGAUGACGUCGCCGCUGGCGCAUGGAAGCUCCAUGUGGGCUCUCAAGUACCUCGAUCACGCGUAUGCUGGGAAACGCGUGCCCACGUUCGGCAUGUCGUCGGACGAAUUGCAAGCGUUUCUCAGCACCGUCAACAUGUUGGCGACGCGAGUAGUUCACCCAAACGUUGUGGCGCUAGUUGGGGUCGUGCACUUGCCCGAUAACGAUGUGUGUGUCGUUGCCGAGUGGAUGGAGAGGGGGUCGUUGGCGCUGCUGCUGCACCACGAGACGCCGUCCCGUUCUCGGCCGGCUGUGCUGCAUCUCACGUGGGCUGACAAGGUGCAGCUGGCGUGGGAAGUCGCGUCGGCACUUGCGUUUGUGCACUCGCAGCCCAAGUUUAAGCGACCAGGACCGUGGACCACGCGGAAUGUGCUCGUGUGUAGCGCGGGACAUGCCAGACUGAACGUGUUGGACGAGAUGGAUCAAGGAGGAGGGGCGGCAGCGGGUUGGCCGGCAGGCUACACAUACGGCCAUCACACGGUCGCGUACGAUGCCCCGGAAGUGGUGGCCCACAACUGCGCGAGGUCGUCCUCGUCCGACGUGUACACGUUGGGCGUGGUGCUGGGGGAGAUUGCUACCCGAUGUCUGCCCUACUGCCAGUGGGUAGCCACACACGGACACGUCGCCACCGACGUCCGGAUCGUUCAGAACUUGGAGAAGUCGCCAGUGGUCACUCCACAUGGAGAUCGAUUCAAACACGAUUUGGUUCCCACGGGGUUUCAAGCGUUGGUGGCCAACUGUUUGCAACGAGAUGUGUUGAAGCGCCCGUUGGCGGUUAACGUCGCCGACGAACUCAGUGCCAUGAUUGCAAUACCCACUCCAUAACAUCAAAGGUCCGACCAUGAAGUGGUCAUAUAUAGAUAACCUGUGUCCGAA
Molecule: messenger RNA, 2338 nt
Organism: Aphanomyces astaci
Lineage: Eukaryota; Oomycota; Saprolegniomycetes; Saprolegniales; Verrucalvaceae
Product: serine/threonine protein kinase
Exons: 2
Coding region: 71-2287 (738 amino acids)
Biological process (GO): protein phosphorylation
Molecular function (GO): ATP binding; protein kinase activity
Source: RefSeq, a predicted model, not a curated record